Messenger RNA from Juglans regia (Persian walnut), 1331 nucleotides. RefSeq names its product superoxide dismutase [Fe], chloroplastic-like. The coding region runs from base 112 to 1041 and encodes 309 amino acids. Gene Ontology annotation, molecular function: superoxide dismutase activity; metal ion binding. Gene Ontology annotation, biological process: superoxide metabolic process. The record is from RefSeq and is a predicted model, not a curated record. The transcript is spliced from 9 exons. Gene Ontology annotation, cellular component: chloroplast nucleoid. NCBI's taxonomy places the organism in Eukaryota, Viridiplantae, Streptophyta, Magnoliopsida, Fagales, Juglandaceae.
AGCAGCUAGCAAGUAGCAGCAGUACCAGUUGUGUUCUCUCAAAUUCAAUAUAUUUUUUUCUGUUAUUUUUGAAGUGCUUUGUUGUUAAGGAGAUAGCAUUUGAGAUUUGAGAUGGCUGUAGCAUUCGCAUCCUCUCCCACCAGCUCCCCAACGUGCACCGUUCUUCCCCGCCAAGGGCUUCUUGGGAUUUCGGGAUCACCUCGUACUCUGCAAUGGACGAAGAAAGAGAGACGUUGUCGAAGAAAAGCCGGUCCCACAAUUACUGCAAAAUUGGAUCUGAAGCCUCCUCCAUAUCCAUUGAAUGCUUUGGAGCCACAUAUGAGCCAGGAGACCUUGGAGUAUCACUGGGGAAAGCACCAUAGGGCUUAUGUGGAGAACCUAAACAAACAAAUAGUAGGAACAGAGCUCGAUGGAAUGUCAUUGGAAGAUAUCAUAAUUAUUUCAUACAAUAAAGGUGAUAUUCUUCCAACUUUCAACAACGCAGGACAGAUUUGGAACCAUGAGUUCUUUUGGGAAUCCAUGCAACCCGGCGGUGGAGGAAAGCCAGAUGGAGAUCUUCUAGAACUGAUUGAAAGGGACUUUGGUUCUUUUGAAAAAUUCGUGGAAGAGUUCAAGUCAGCUGCAGCUACACAGUUUGGUUCUGGUUGGGCUUGGCUUGCAUAUAAAGCAAAUAGACUAGAAGUUGGAAAUGCAGUAAAUCCCCGCCCAUCAAAUGAUGACAAGAGGCUUGUGAUAGUGAAGAGUCCCAAUGCUGUUAAUCCACUCGCAUGGGAUUAUUCUCCACUUCUUGCCAUCGAUGUUUGGGAGCAUGCUUACUACCUUGACUUUCAGAAUCAUCGCCCUGAUUACAUAUUAUUAUUUAUCGAGAAGCUUGUUUCGUGGGAAGCAGUCAGUUCUAGACUUGAAAUUGCAAAGGCCCGAGAUGCUGAAAGAGAGGGAGAAGAAGAAAGGAAGAAAAGAGCGGAAGAGGAGAAAAUGGCAGAUAGCAAAGGUGUUGAGAUGUACUUGGACAACGAUACUGAUAAUUCAGAGGUUGAAUGAAUUCGGUUUUCCUUGCAGUGAAAGUCAUUAGACAGAGAUCACUUAAUCAUGAUUCAGAGGUUGGCAGUCUUAUUUUUCACUUAAUCAUGAUACAGAGGUCAGUUAUAGAAGGUACACUAAAUAGAUUUCACAUUGUUUCAUUUUCUGGCUUUUGUAUUGUGGCUAUCCUUGCUGCAAAGUACCAUAGCGCGUUUCUAUUUUUUCAAUUGAGUAGGAUAUGCAGAAAUAAUAUAAUCCAUCCUUUCAAUGCCAUAUAAAGAUAUGUGCACAUUAUAAAGAGGUCUGAUUUG